Phalaenopsis equestris is the source of this 1839-nucleotide messenger RNA. Its product is annotated as probable protein phosphatase 2C 60. NCBI's taxonomy places the organism in Eukaryota, Viridiplantae, Streptophyta, Magnoliopsida, Asparagales, Orchidaceae. The record is from RefSeq and is a predicted model, not a curated record. Gene Ontology annotation, biological process: protein dephosphorylation. Gene Ontology annotation, molecular function: cation binding; protein serine/threonine phosphatase activity.
AAUAUUUUGUCUGAUUAUGACUUCAUUGAUGAAGCGAUCCUAAUUCGGAAUAAAUUAUCAAAAAGAUUUUACUACAGUCUUUUUUUCAAUUAUUCAUAUCUGCCCUUAACGGGGGCCUCCGAUGCCUACAAAAUAAUAAAUCAGGCAAAGAAGAAGAAGAGAGACCCUGUUCGGCUAAAUUCCAAGAUUGCAGUAUUGGACGCAUAUCAAGAUCUGAUUUUUUUUUUGUGAGAUGAGGGAUGGUAACUUUGUUCAUUAACUUUCUGAAUGGUUGCCUGUGGAAGCCGCCAGUAAAGAGGAUAUUGGGCGCAGGCUCUGAUGGCUUCGGUCGGCAGGAUGGGCUCCUUUGGUACAAGGAUUUUGGCAAGCAUGUUAAUGGGGAGUUUUCCAUGGCUGUGCUCCAGGCUAAUAGGUUGCUUGAGGACGAGAGCCAGGUUGAAUCCGGUUCGCUGAGCUUGAUGGAUUCUGGUCCUUUUGGUUCUUUUGUUGGCGUUUAUGAUGGCCAUGGAGGACCAGAGGCGGCUCAAUACAUCACUAACCAUCUGUUUGGGCAUAUCAAGAGAUUGUUGACUGAGCAACAAUCGAUGUCCGCGGAUGUAAUAAGAAAAGCAAUUCGUGCCACAGAAGAUGGCUUUUUUUCAAUAGUCUCUCAACAAUGGCCACUAAAUCCUCAUAUUGCUGCAACUGGCGCGUGUUGUCUUGUUGGCAUAGUUUGCGACGGAACAAUUUAUAUUUCUUGCCUCGGAGAUUCAAGAGCUGUGCUUGGGAGGCUUGUGAGAGUGACUGGUGAGGUUUUGGCUAUUCAAUUAUCUGCUGAGCACAAUGCAUCAAUUGAAUCGAUUAGAAAGGAGUUGCAAUCGUCGCAUCCGGAUGACCCACAAAUUGUUUUAUUGAAACACAAUGUUUGGCGUGUUAAGGGUCUCAUACAGAUUUCCAGAUCAAUUGGUGACGCUUUCCUAAAAAAGGCAGAAUUUAAUAGAGAGCCACUGGAUGUAAAAUUUCGGUUGCGAGAAACUUUCAAAGAACCCAUACUUAGUUCAGAGCCAUCAAUAUCUGUACAGAAAGUGCAUCCUGAUGACCAAUUUAUUAUUUUUGCAUCUGACGGGCUUUGGGAGCAAAUUAGCAACCAGGAUGCUGUCAACAUUGUUCAGAAUAAUAAUCGUAAAGGAAUUGCUAGGAGGCUUGUCAAGGCUGCUAUUCAAGCUGCAAAGAAGAGGGAGAUGAGAUACUCUGAUCUCAUGAAAAUUGGCAGUGAGGUCCGUCGUUACUUUCAUGAUGAUAUAACGGUAACCGUUCUGUUCCUCGACUCCAAUCUCGCAAGCAGUGCAAGCUCAAAGAAAUGCUCAGCAGUUUCUUUAAGAGGAGGAAGCAUCCACACAAAUUCUCCGGCGCCAUUAAAGCGGCCCGGUCGCUCCCGUUAAGCAAAUGAUAGUUUUUUUUUUCAUGGAGAAAAGUGUCAAAAUAGUCCUCUGACUCUUUGCAGUAGGUUAUUUUAGUCCCAAAGUUCCUCAGACUCUUCUAAUAUGAGCUGAAAAGUCUCCACAGAGGACUAUUUCAGCUUCAAUUUAAAGAGUAGGGACUAAUUUUUAGGACUUAAAUUGCUCGAAAUAGUCAGGAGACUAUUUUGACACUACUCUUUUUUUAUGUGUAAAUUUGAGCUCAGAGAUGAUGCCUGAAUAUGUUGUACAUUAGUUAGAAACAAAGUGAAGAAUCCUAAUGUUCUGGGUUGCGUUCGAGUGCUAACUAUCAUUAGGGGCAAUUUGUUUCGCCAUAAUUAUGUUGAACGAAUUGAAAUAUUUUCUAUUUAGAAGUGACUUAAAAGUGUUUGUUUGAUUAGAA